Messenger RNA from Closterium sp. Yama58-4, 1050 nucleotides. The record is from the annotation of a GenBank genome assembly. NCBI's taxonomy places the organism in Eukaryota, Viridiplantae, Streptophyta, Zygnematophyceae, Desmidiales, Closteriaceae.
AUGGCUCAUAGGUUGUUACGAGACGAGGACGCGGACGGCUGGGAGCGCAGCGAUUUUCCGAUCAUCUGCGAGACGUGCCUUGGAGCGAAUCCAUACGUUCGCAUGACCAAGGCGAGCUUCGACAAGGAGUGCAAGAUCUGCACGCGCCCCUUCACCGUCUUCCGAUGGCGGCCCGGCCGCGACGCUCGCUACAAGAAGACCGAGAUCUGCCAGACGUGCUGCAAGCUCAAGAACGUUUGCCAGGUGUGCAUGCUCGACCUCGAAUACGGCCUGCCGGUGCAGGUGCGCGACACGGCGCUCAACAUCAACACCACGGACGCCAUCCCGCAGAGCGACGUCAACCGCGAGUACUUUGCUGAAGAGCACGACAGGAAGGCUCGUGCAGGGUUGGAUUACGAGUCAUCGUUUGGAAAGGCCGCGCCGAACGACCUGCUUUUGAAGCUGCAGCGCACGACGCCCUACUACAAGCGCAACCGCGCGCACAUCUGCUCGUUCUUCGUGCGUGGGGAGUGCACGCGCGGGGCGGAGUGCCCCUACCGCCACGAGAUGCCCAUCACGGGGGAACUGGCGCAUCAGAACUUCAAGGAUCGCUACUAUGGCGUGAACGACCCCGUGGCAAAGAAGAUGAUGCGGCUGGCAGCAGAGAUGCCGUCACUUGAAGCACCGGAGGACACAACCAUCAAGACGCUCUUUGUUGGAGGGGUGGACUCACGCAUCACAGAGGAAGAUCUCAAGGACAAGUUUUAUACAUUUGGUGAGAUAGAGUCCAUCCGUCUCAUCACCCCGCGCAGCUGUGCCUUCAUCACCUUCACCACGCGCGAGGAUGCCGAGAAGGCGGCAGAGGGGCUGGCCAACAAGCUCAUAGUCAAAGGGAUUCGGCUCAAGCUGGACUGGGGGAGGCCCAAAGCAGAGGCUUUGGAAGGAGGGGGGGACGGGGGAGGGAAGCGGCUGCUGGAAGGGGGAGAGAAGGGGCCGGGGGGAGCGGGUGGGGGGGAUGGGGGAGGGGGAGCUUCGGGUUGUUGCCUCGGGCUGCGGCAGGUUCGGCGGUAG